AUAAUUUGAGGAAGUCGUUUCCACUCGGUGUAUGUUAAAUGUUUGGAAUAUUGUUUUAACUUUUUCCUUUACGCAAAGCGCUCAAAUGAAUAAGGAAUAGAAAGAGCCUCAUCUCGGCCCUCGAGGGUAGCGGUAGAUGUAAUCGUCCGAGGUGUACCGAGUAAGGAAUCUACUUUCGGUUUGUCCAGAUUACCAAUUACAUAAAAAAGGUUAUCACAUUAUAGAAAGGUGCAAAAAUGCCAGGCUCAGAGGUAGGAAGGCUGUCACGGGCGACCUUUGCCCUCAGUUGAUUUUGGUUUCCAGAGUCGCAGUUUGGAGCUGUCCGUGGUGUGACUAGAACUAGAGUGGGAUUCUCAGGGGGAACAACUCUAAAUCCUACUUAUCGCACCAUUGGGGAUCACACAGAAACUGUGGACCUGGACUUUGACCCUGAUAUCGUUUCCUAUGAAGAACUUCUAAACAAGUUUUGGAAAUGGCACAAUCCAUGUUCUCAACGUGGAACCCAGUACAUGUCGGCCAUCUUUUACCACAGCACCAAACAGAAACUGCUCGCUGAACAGACCAGAGAUGAACAACAAAAAAACCAUGUGUCUCCAAUUGUAACAAAAAUUGUUAAAGCUGGAACUUUUUAUGAUGCUGAAAACUACCACCAGAAGUACAUUCUCAGACAACACAGAGAUAUCUUGGACAGUCUGCACCUGACAGAUGAGGAAUUGAUUUCAUCAGCUCUUGCCUGCAAAUUGAAUGGAUAUCUCGGUGGCUAUGGAAACUUUGAGGAUUUCCUUAAGGACACAGAGGGUAUGACACUGACAAAGAAACAACUGAACUAUGUGGAACAGCAAUUGAAAAAGGCAUCAGAAUUCUAAAUGAAGGCAUCAGAAUUCUUACUGUAUUUUACCUCACUAUCUAACACACACAAACUCUAGAAGACAUGGACUUUUAAUUAUAAAUCCACUUGAUUUGAGAAAAUUUUCAUCACGUGAUGCUAUACUGUGAUAUUGUUAUUUAAGUGUAUUGAUUAUGCUUGUGAUGAAGAAAUUUACCUCUUUUUAAUGAAAUUUUCUUGAUUAAAGUUGUUUUCAACUUUCAAGAGAUGGAUGAUCCCAAGAUGUGAAUUUCUUCAGACAAACAUGAUUAAGGCAAUCAACACCAUUUUCCUUCUGUUAUUGUUGAAAAGCAAAUGAAUAAAAAAGAAGUUUUCCAAUUCAAA
Molecule: messenger RNA, 1210 nt
Organism: Ostrea edulis (European flat oyster)
Lineage: Eukaryota; Metazoa; Mollusca; Bivalvia; Ostreida; Ostreidae
Product: peptide methionine sulfoxide reductase-like
Exons: 5
Coding region: 510-866 (118 amino acids)
Molecular function (GO): peptide-methionine (S)-S-oxide reductase activity
Source: RefSeq, a predicted model, not a curated record